Molecule: messenger RNA, 1027 nt
Organism: Planococcus citri (citrus mealybug)
Lineage: Eukaryota; Metazoa; Arthropoda; Insecta; Hemiptera; Pseudococcidae
Exons: 3
Coding region: 248-757 (169 amino acids)
Source: RefSeq, a predicted model, not a curated record
GGUAGGUAAAGGUAAGGGUAAGGGUACGUCUAUCAUUCUAAUCAGUAGUUCUGGAAUAGAUAAGUUUUUCAUUUUUCGUUUUAAAACAAUUUUGGAAAUUAUAAAGUGCACAUGUUAAAUAUGUCGGAGUAAUUAUCCCAUAAGGUGUUUGAAAAUUACUUCUAUAUUAUCUGCGAAUGCAAAAGCUCAUCAUUUGAUUAUCAAGAAUUUUGAAUCUCGAAUCAACUUGCACUUCUUUCUCGUAAAAAUGGAAAAUAAUUUGUCCAGCAAGUUCGAUCGUUUAGACUUGAAUACUACUGAGUCGUGUAAGGAUAGUAAAAUUGAUCGUACUUGUUCAGCAAGCACUAUGCCUGCUCCAGUGAGCGAAGCUUUAAUGAAAUCUGCCGGCGUUCUGGAGCUGGAUACGAACGCGAAACAGUGCAAAUUCGUCAUCCUAGGGGUGCUCGUGAAUGGUUUUAGAAUCAAUCUUAACCAUCAACCUUUCGCCAACGAAAACACAUUUCAACGAAACUACUACAAAUUUCAAUUCAAUGGCAACUGGUUCUCGUUGUUUUUAAAUGACCAGUUCGCUGGUUUACAUAAGGAAAUAGAUGAUUCUUCCGAUGCCUUUCUGUUCGACGAUUUUCAACUGGGCUAUGAACAGAACGGAGAUCAUAAGUUGGUCGAGACCGCCGGAACGUUGAUAGCAGUGUUUCGAUUAUUGCAAAGAAUUAUGAAUGGAUUCGUUGGAGGAUUAAUGCUACCGCCAAAUGUCUGAAUUGAGAAGAAGAUUGUGAUUUUUAUUUGAAAGUACUCUGAGUUUGAACCUCGAUUUUUAAUAGAAAUAUAAUAUCGAUUAUACAUAUUAUUUGUCCUGCCUUCAUGAUGUGCUAGGCUCUAUACACUAAACAUAGUAUGCUGUUAUUGCUGUUGUUCAAAUACUGUUAUAGUUCUUCGUUAUCAAAUAGGUAUCCUUCGAUUGUAAUUGAUUGCUCAUAACAAUCAGAAGUGACCAAAGGAUCAAUAAUUAAUAAAAAUAAAUUUUCAA